Aedes aegypti (yellow fever mosquito) is the source of this 1602-nucleotide messenger RNA. Its product is annotated as eukaryotic initiation factor 4A-III. The coding region runs from base 157 to 1359 and encodes 400 amino acids. The record is from RefSeq and is a predicted model, not a curated record. Lineage: Eukaryota; Metazoa; Arthropoda; Insecta; Diptera; Culicidae. The transcript has 3 exons. Gene Ontology annotation, molecular function: ATP binding; mRNA binding; RNA helicase activity. Gene Ontology annotation, cellular component: nucleolus; catalytic step 2 spliceosome.
GAUUCUGCAUCGCCCUCCAAGCGAAAAGAAAACGCCAUCCAUCAGCCUGUAGCAGCGAGUGAAAACGCGUUCAUUUUACUUUUGGGUCGAAAAAUCGUGCAAAAACCGUAGUUUUUCCCGGUUGAAGAGUGUACAGAGCUAACAAACGCCGCAACGAUGUCCGGAAGACGAAUGCCGGCCAACGAGGACCUCUCGAAUGUGGAAUUCGAAACGAGCGAAGAUGUCGAAGUGCUGCCGACUUUCAACUCGAUGGGACUUCGCGAGGAGUUGCUGCGGGGUGUUUAUGCUUACGGAUUCGAGAAACCAUCGGCCAUUCAGCAGAGAAGCAUCCUUCCGAUAGUGAAGGGACGGGAUGUCAUCGCCCAAGCUCAAUCCGGAACCGGUAAGACGGCAACGUUUUCAAUCGCCAUUCUGCAAUCGAUGGACACGACGUUGCGCGAAACUCAGGUCCUCUGCCUGUCGCCAACGCGCGAAUUGGCCGUCCAGAUCCAGAAGGUUAUUCUGGCGUUGGGCGAUUUCAUGAACGUACAAUGUCACGCUUGUAUCGGUGGAACAAACCUGGGUGAGGACAUCCGGAAGCUGGAUUAUGGGCAGCAUGUGGUCAGUGGAACGCCCGGGCGGGUGUUUGAUAUGAUCAAACGUCGGGUACUGAGAACCCGGUCCAUCAAAAUGCUGGUGCUGGACGAAGCCGACGAAAUGCUGAACAAGGGAUUCAAGGAACAGAUCUAUGACGUUUAUCGGUAUUUGCCGCCGGCAACGCAGGUUUGCCUCAUUUCGGCCACAUUGCCACACGAGAUCCUGGAAAUGACGUCUAAGUUUAUGACGGACCCCAUUCGGAUUCUGGUCAAACGUGAUGAAUUGACGCUGGAAGGCAUCAAGCAGUUCUUCGUGGCCGUGGAGCGCGAAGAGUGGAAAUUCGACACCCUGUGCGAUCUAUACGACACGCUGACCAUCACCCAGGCGGUCAUCUUCUGCAACACCAAGCGUAAGGUCGAUUGGUUGACGGAGAAGAUGCGGGAGGCCAACUUCACCGUGAGCUCCAUGCACGGCGACAUGCCCCAGAAGGAACGUGACGAAAUCAUGAAGGAGUUCCGAUCCGGCCAGAGCCGAGUGCUGAUUACGACCGAUGUGUGGGCCCGAGGUAUCGACGUGCAGCAGGUUUCGCUGGUCAUCAACUACGAUCUGCCGAACAAUCGUGAGUUGUACAUCCAUCGUAUCGGUCGUUCGGGUCGAUUCGGCCGCAAGGGUGUGGCCAUCAACUUUGUCAAGAGCGACGACAUCAGAAUCCUGCGAGAUAUUGAACAGUACUACUCGACGCAGAUCGACGAGAUGCCCAUGAAUGUGGCGGAUUUGAUCUAGAUGGUUGGAUGUAGUUUUAUUUUUUACAUGAACACACACACAUUUACAGUUUUGCGUAUUUAAACACUAAAAAAAUUAACUAGCUGGUAAGUAAUGCAAUGAGUUUGAGAAGAAAAUUCAAGAUUUAUAACCACUAGAGCAAAUGUCGGAUGCUUGAUUAGUAGUACACAGGUAACAUUUGUAAUUAUGAUCAUCAUAACCAAUUGGACUUCUAAUAAAGGGAAAAUUCUCUUUUAAUCUCAA